CAGCAUCUCCAGAGGAAAGAUCGUUUUGUGUAGAAAUAAGUGAUUUCCAGAGGACAGCCCCAAUGACAGAACUGUCUGCACAUUUACCCCAGUUUCAGCACGGGCAGCUGACAGAAAACUUCCCCGAUAACCACCUCAGCAACACCAAUGACAACAGCGUAAGGCGUCGCCAUGAUAACAGUGAGCGCAGAAGAAAUGACAAUCCCGAGUCUGAGACCAAUGGGCAGCCACAGAACAACAUUCAGCAAGUGGUGGAACAAGACGAAGAAGAAGAUGAGGAGCUGACGCUGAAAUAUGGGGCGAAACAUGUGAUUAUGUUGUUUGUACCUGUCACACUUUGCAUGGUGGUCGUUGUUGCAACCAUCAAGUCUGUCAGCUUUUAUACACGCAAGGAUGGACAACUCAUCUACACUCCCUUCACAGAAGAGACGGAGACGGUAGGACAGAGAGCCCUGAAUUCAAUUCUCAAUGCCGCCAUCAUGAUCAGCGUUAUCAUUGUUAUGACCAUACUCCUGGUUGUGCUUUACAAAUACAGGUGCUACAAGGUGAUCCAUGGCUGGCUUAUCAUUUCUUCUCUCUUGCUGCUUUUCUUUUUCUCAUUCAUCUACCUGGGAGAGGUUUUUAAGACCUAUAACGUUUCCAUGGACUACAUUACAGUGGCCCUCAUGAUCUGGAACUUUGGUGUUGUGGGAAUGAUUUGUAUUCACUGGAAAGGUCCGCUUCGGCUCCAGCAGGCGUAUCUCAUUAUGAUAAGCGCUCUCAUGGCCUUGGUGUUCAUUAAGUACCUUCCUGAAUGGACUGCGUGGCUUAUCCUGGCUGUCAUUUCAGUGUACGAUUUGAUUGCUGUCCUGUGUCCUAAAGGUCCUCUUCGUAUGCUUGUUGAAACAGCUCAAGAGAGAAAUGAAACUCUCUUCCCAGCACUUAUUUACUCCUCAACGAUGAUAUGGCUAGUGAACAUGGCUGAGGAAGGUAAAGAAGCCCAACGGAAAGCUUCCAAAAACUCCACUUACGAUAAACAAGCUCCGGCAAACCAGACUCAGAAUGAAGACGCUGAAGCAGAUGACGGUGGCUUUAGUCAGGAAUGGCAGCAACAAAGAGACAAUAGAAUAGGACCCAUUGAAUCCACACCUGAAUCGCGUGCUGCUGUCCAGGCUCUACCCAGUAACUCUCAAACCAGUGAAGACCCCGAAGAACGAGGAGUAAAGCUAGGCUUAGGAGACUUCAUUUUCUACAGUGUCCUUGUUGGCAAAGCCUCUGCAACAGCAAGUGGGGACUGGAAUACAACUUUAGCAUGUUUCGUCGCCAUAUUAAUUGGUCUGUGCCUUACACUUCUGCUUCUUGCCAUCUUUAAGAAGGCCUUACCAGCGCUUCCAAUCUCCAUAACCUUUGGGCUAGUUUUUUACUUUGCUACAGACAACUUGGUGCAACCCUUUAUGGACCAGCUAGCGUUCCAUCAGUUUUAUAUCUAGAACACUUGAUGCUGGUAUUCUGUGGAUAUCUGUAGUGAACCUGGAAGGAGGAAAAAUGUUUUUCCCUCAGUUCUCAAGUGAGACUGAAGUUUAAUAAACAAGAUUCCAAGCCUGAAUCAUUACAACGUCGUCUGAUGGCUUCUGGCUUUUGCUGGUUGUUGGGGUUUUUUUGUUCCUGAGACAACUGCUGCACUGGGCACCAUAUAAUUUUUCCUGUGUGAAAGUGGCUUCUUCCUGAUGGCUGGUCUAAACCGGGUGCUAUUAUAUCAGAGGUACUCUGAUAUACAUAUCUCUGGUAAGGACCACCUGUGUGAAAAUAGCUAAUGCUUCCACCAGCAAUGUGAUCUCUUACCACAGGUUGA
Molecule: messenger RNA, 1831 nt
Organism: Eurypyga helias (sunbittern)
Lineage: Eukaryota; Metazoa; Chordata; Aves; Eurypygiformes; Eurypygidae
Gene: PSEN1
Product: presenilin 1
Exons: 10
Coding region: 63-1469 (468 amino acids)
Biological process (GO): membrane protein ectodomain proteolysis; calcium ion transport; intracellular signal transduction
Cellular component (GO): perinuclear region of cytoplasm; cell cortex; Z disc
Molecular function (GO): beta-catenin binding; cadherin binding; aspartic endopeptidase activity, intramembrane cleaving
Source: RefSeq, a predicted model, not a curated record